GUCUUCUACUUUUCUUUCUUUAACUCGAUUCUCUCUUCUGCUUCUUCGUCUUCUGAUUCUCUCAUCCUCUCUCGCUCUCGCAGAGUAGUAAUUGAGCUCACAAAAACAGAUCUCCACGAGAAACUAGUAUUGUUCAUCUUUGAUAUCCUUCUUAGCUCGUCUGAUUUCUGACACCAUUAGUGAAAUCAUUUCACUAUGCCCUAAGAAUCUCGGUUACUUGAAUUUGGGUUUUAUUCCUGAUUUUGCAUUCUUCUCUGUGAUUUUGCUCGUAAUUGUCUGAUUUUUCCUGUUUAAUUGUAUUUCUCUGUGAAUGAACAAACCUACAGUGAGCGUAUACUCGUGGAGAAUUCUGAAAUUCAAGUUUGAAUUGCUGGUUUUUUUGAUUUUUUUGCUGCUCAAUUACCUAUGAGAGUGUACAAGAUUCAAAAAAUGAACUCGUUGUUUAAUAUUCUGGUGGUUUUGUUUCCUGUUUGUAACUGAAGCAUUUAAAGCUGAAAGAGUUUGGAGUAUUCUGGUGAUAUAUAGAUACAUGUCAUUGAUUUGAUUGUUUCAGAUGAGUUUGAUUCUAUAUUUACUCUACUUCGUUGGCUUAUCAAUGGUUUGUAUUUGCCAUUUUAGUGUGUUGGAUUAUAUCAGGAGAGUUUUUCUCAGUUUUUCUACUUUCUCAAUUUGUAUUUUGAUGUUAGGCUAUGGUGAUCCUGGAUGUAGUGAAGCUCAAUUUUAAUUUUUUUCACAGGUAGUCAGUGUUUUUGUUUCGAACUCUGGGCAACAUGCAAAAGGAAAUUGCUGGUGAUGCUCCAUCAGCACCUACCACUCGUGUUCGGCAUCGGAAGCGAAACAGUGAUGUUGGUGCAGGGGCAGGCAAACCAAAUGGAAGCCAUUUACUUGUCAAUGACAGCAAAAAAUACAAAUCGUUUCUCAUUCGAGCAUACUCCACUGUCUGGAUGAUUGGUGGUUUUGCUCUAAUAGUUUACCUGGGUCAUCUCUACAUUACAGCCAUGGUGGUUGUUAUUCAGAUAUUCAUGGCACGAGAACUUUUCAAUUUGCUAAGAAAAACUCAUGAAGACAAACAGCUCCCUGGUUUUAGAUUACUGAAUUGGCACUUCUUUUUCACAGCAAUGCUCUUUGUAUAUGGUCGAAUACUUAGUCAACGGCUAGUCAACACUGUGACUCCAGACAAAGUCCUAUAUCGACUGGUCACCAGCCUCAUCAAAUACCACAUGGCAAUCUGUUACUCCUUGUAUAUUUCUGGCUUUGUUUGGUUUAUUCUGACGCUGAAAAAGAAGAUGUACAAGUAUCAGUUUAGCCAAUAUGCAUGGACACAUAUGAUCUUAAUUGUGGUGUUUACUCAGUCCUCAUUUACCGUGGCCAACAUCUUUGAAGGAAUCUUCUGGUUUCUUCUUCCUGCAUCACUUAUCGUCAUCAAUGACAUAUUUGCAUAUAUCUGUGGUUUCUUCUUUGGAAGAACACCAUUGAUCAAGUUAUCACCAAAGAAAACAUGGGAGGGUUUCAUUGGAGCUUCUAUUACCACAGUGAUUUCUGCAUUCCUGCUUGCAAAUAUAAUGGGUCGUUUCCUGUGGCUGACAUGUCCCAGAGAGGAUCUAUCGACAGGCUGGCUCCACUGUGACCCCGGUCCAUUGUUCAAGCAAGAGACACAUGCUUUACCAGGAUGGAUUUCUGAUUGGCUCCCUUGGAAGGAAAUUUCUAUUCUACCAGUUCAGUGGCAUGCUCUGUGUCUUGGAUUGUUCGCCUCUAUAAUAGCUCCUUUUGGUGGCUUCUUUGCCAGUGGUUUCAAAAGAGCAUUCAAAAUCAAGGACUUUGGUGAUAGUAUUCCCGGACAUGGCGGAAUCACAGAUAGAAUGGAUUGUCAGAUGGUGAUGGCUGUUUUUGCAUAUAUAUAUCAUCAAUCGUUUGUUGUACCUGAAGUCCUCUCUGUGGAUAAGCUCUUAGACCAGAUAAUCACAAACCUGACGUUGGAAGAACAACAAGCUCUAUUCAUGAAGCUUGGGCAAAUGUUGCAGGAAAAGGUUAUUGGAUCUUAGAUCAUCACAACCCUUCAUUGUAUACCAUAUUACUCUUCUUCUGUGUUACCAAAAAGUUAGAAAUCAUAUAAAAGAGAAAAAAAAAAAAGGAAAAGUAGAGUUAUAAGUUUGUUGUAUAGUAAAUGGUACGCCUUUAUGAAAGAAAAGAAGCUCACUACAAUUCUCUUACAAUGGAACUUAUUCUUUUAAGAUGUUUUCAAAAUCAA
Arabidopsis lyrata subsp. lyrata is the source of this 2248-nucleotide messenger RNA. RefSeq names its product phosphatidate cytidylyltransferase 2. The record is from RefSeq and is a predicted model, not a curated record. Lineage: Eukaryota; Viridiplantae; Streptophyta; Magnoliopsida; Brassicales; Brassicaceae. Bases 771 to 2042 code for a protein of 423 amino acids. The transcript has 12 exons. Gene Ontology annotation, molecular function: phosphatidate cytidylyltransferase activity. Gene Ontology annotation, cellular component: endoplasmic reticulum membrane.